AAAGAACGAAUCGUUCGCAAACUGCACAUCACGAACACGUGUGCGACCAGAGCUACGGCCAGACAGGGCAGGAGCCUGAUAACAUUAAAGGCCGAGGAAUAAAAAGGGCAUUCACGGUUUAUUUUCUACUGUUGUGAAUGCAUUACAUGUCAUUUUUAUAGACUUGACUUUAACAAGGCACGCGGGGGACAGCGCGCAUGGUCGCACCACGCCACAGCUGACUGACAGAUGGCCAAUCGGAACUAGGAGUGAAGCGAAGAAACGAAGAAAGUUCUCGGUCUCGUGGGUCGUUGUAUGUUUAGCACCAAAGUGACUGAUCAAACACUAAAUAGAUUGUGUAUCAUGGCUGACUACUUGAUCAGUGGACAGACUGGUUACGUGCCCGAUGAUGGACUGAGCGGGCAGCAACUCUUCAACUGCGGGGACGGCCUUACGUACAAUGACUUCCUGAUUCUUCCAGGGUAUAUUGACUUCACAUCAGAACAGGUGGAUUUGACUUCAGCCCUGACAAAACAGAUCACCAUGAAAACGCCUUUUGUAUCCUCCCCUAUGGACACAGUCACAGAGUCAGCGCUGGCCAUUGCCAUGGCACUCACAGGAGGAAUAGGCUUUAUCCACCACAACUGCACUCCAGAGUUCCAGGCCAACGAGGUCCGCAAGGUCAAGCGGUACGAACAGGGUUUCAUCACAGACCCGGUAGUGAUGAGUCCUACAGACCGUGUGGCAGAUGUGUUCCAGGCCAAGGCACGCCACGGCUUCUGCGGCAUCCCCAUCACAGACAACGGCCACAUGGGGGGCCACCUCGUUGGCAUCAUCUCCUCGCGUGACAUUGACUUCCUGAAGGAGGAGGAGCACAUCCUGCCACUCAGUGAGGUGAUGACAAAGCUGGAGGACCUUGUCGUUGCUCCAGCUGGAGUGACACUAAAAGAGGCCAAUGAGAUCCUGCAGAGGAGUAAGAAAGGUAAGCUGCCCAUAGUGAACGAGGAGGGCUGCCUGGUGUCCAUCAUCGCCAGGACAGAUCUGAAGAAGAACAGGGACUUUCCCCUGGCCGCUAAAGACUCCCGCAAACAGUUGCUGUGUGGGGCAGCCAUCGGCACGCACAACGAUGACAAGUACAGACUGGACCUGCUGGUGCAGAGCGGAGUAGACGUGGUCGUACUGGACUCCUCUCAAGGGAACUCGAUCUUCCAAAUCGACAUGAUUAAGUACAUCAAAGAGAAAUACCCACCGCUUCAGGUCAUUGGAGGCAAUGUGGUAACUGCAGCCCAGGCCAAGAACCUGAUUGAUGCCGGGGUGGACGGCCUGCGCGUGGGCAUGGGCAGUGGCUCCAUCUGUAUCACACAGGAAGUGUUGGCAUGCGGGCGUCCCCAGGCCACCGCCGUGUACAAGGUGUCGGAGUACGCCCGUCGAUUCGGGGUGCCAGUCGUUGCCGACGGGGGCAUCCAGACCGUGGGGCACAUUGCCAAAGCCCUGGCACUGGGGGCAUCUACAGUGAUGAUGGGCUCUCUCCUGGCUGCCACCAGUGAGGCUCCAGGUGAAUACUUCUUCUCUGAUGGCAUCAGGCUGAAGAAGUACAGAGGCAUGGGCUCACUGGAUGCCAUGGACAAGAACCUGGGCUCCCAGACCAGAUACUUCAGUGAGUGUGACAAGAUUAAGGUGGCCCAGGGUGUGUCGGGGGCGGUCCAGGACAAGGGCUCCAUACAUAAGUUUAUUCCCUACCUGCUGGCUGGGAUCCAGCACUCCUGUCAAGACAUCGGAUCCAAGAGCCUCACCCAGCUCAGAGCCAUGAUGUAUUCUGGGGAUCUGAAGUUUGAGAAGAGGACGACAUCGGCCCAGAUGGAGGGAGGAGUCCACAGCAUGCACAGUUAUGAGAAGCGCUUGUUCUAAGGAAGAGAACACAGUAGUGUGCUGCAGACUUGUGUUCCUCAAGCAUACACACAUGCAAGCACAAACAACUACUUGCCAACCCAAAUCUGUCUGUGCCCUUGAGCAAGGCACUUAACACUAAUUGCUCCAGGGUCGCCGUUGAUAAUUGCAGACCCUGGCCGUGACCCCACUCUCCUAGUGUGUCUCAGGGAGAGUUGGGAUAUGCAAAAAUAAGUUUCUAAUUCACACAUGAGUAUUAAUACACACAUGUACAUGUGUGAAAUAGGAAAAAUAUUAGCACCCACAAUUAUUACACACUCACACAAGUGCUGGGCGAUUAGUUCUUUUUGAAGGUAGUUCCGGUUCGAUUAUGAAAAAAUAAAAUCGGUUUCGAUUAAUUUUUUUAAACAUUAAAUGCAUUAUGAAAUAAUGACAUUAAAAUGAUUUUAUAGCUUUUUAAUGGAAAUUCCAAAGCCAAACUAAAAAUAUUCCAUGGUCUCUUUCAGGUCCACAUUCGGUAGACAUCCAAAGAAAAACAUGAAAUAAUAUUUCAGUUGUGUAUAUUACUUACUUUUUAUUUGAUAACUUUAUUUUUCAUUCCUUAAAGUCAUCAUGUAUUACUUAGUCAUCCUAUUUAGCUAACCGGACUAAGCAUGCUGCAGAGCUGUCUGAUGUAAUCAUUUUACUAGUUAUUCAAAGUAGAUGAGGCAUACUUUCCCAAACUGUCUCUCUCUCAUUGUUGUGUUGUGCAGUAGCGGUAUAUGGGUAAAAUCACUGGGGAAGCCAAGCCAGCCAGGGAAAGAAAAUCCCAAAUAACCUAUAUGCUGUGAUAAUUGCGUUGUUUGCUCUAUAACCUGUUAGUUCACAUCCCUUGCCACCGUGAUAUAUAGGCCUAAAGGCCAAAACAAUAAGACAGUGGCAUAAUAAAUUAAACCACACCUAUUUCAUCACAAAACCAGAGAGCAACAUCUGUCCGGUGAAGUCCACAAAGCAUAUUGCAUGUAACAAACAAUUACAUGACCUACAGCAUAAUCAAGCACGUUAAUGUUAGUUUUUUUCUGCCAAUGACGUUUGGCUUAAUGUGGUGUGAAGCCAAAUCCACACUGGCUUCCCUUGACCCUUUUUUUUGGUGCGCCAGGACCAUUCACAGUUUAGAUCAAUGCUGAUUGGCUAAUAUUUUAUAUUAGGGAGGGCAAAUGCUCGCUGGCUUCCCUUGCAUUCAAUGCUACUGGUGGCAACAAUAUCAUAUUCUUUUUGACCAGACAGCAUCCGAUAGAUGGGCUAUAGAGACAGGAAAAUUAAACCGAUCUUUAUUUUUUUCAAUAUUUGGGGGAAGCCUAGCUUCCCUUGGCAUCCAUGAAUAGACACCACUCAUGUUGUGUAUAUUCCUUUUUCAUCCAGUCUGUGUGUAUCUAACCUAACGUAGCAGGCGUAAGUGUAUCCAUCUCUGUCCAAGCCGGAAAGAACAGGCGCAAUGGAUUAUGAUCCUUGUUGUUAAUUACCAAUUUUCUGCACUAAACUAUGUUGAAUAUUUGCUUAAUGAAAACUACAACACCCUUUCAGCACAGCAUUCCACAUAGUUCUUUACUUGAUUUCUCUCGUGAAUUAUUUUAUUUAUUUCCAGAGAAACGGCGUGUUGGGCUCUCACACAAAAAAAAGUUGGUUAAUCGCUCAGCACUAACACACACAAACAUAAAUGACCUUUAACCAUCCCUGACAAACAGACAGACAUGCUCUCCCAGACAGAGCAUGUCUGUUUGUCUAUCCGUCAGUACUGUGAUGGAGUGUUUUUGUGUAAUCAGAUGCCUCCCAUGUCCUUAUGAAAUGAACUGACUUUGAAAAAGUAAAAUAAAAAAAAGUUAACAUUUUCAACAAGCUU
Molecule: messenger RNA, 3745 nt
Organism: Salvelinus namaycush (lake trout)
Lineage: Eukaryota; Metazoa; Chordata; Actinopteri; Salmoniformes; Salmonidae
Product: inosine-5'-monophosphate dehydrogenase 2
Exons: 14
Coding region: 295-1887 (530 amino acids)
Biological process (GO): GTP biosynthetic process
Cellular component (GO): cytoplasm
Molecular function (GO): IMP dehydrogenase activity
Source: RefSeq, a predicted model, not a curated record